AUGUCUGCUCAGAGGUCGCCAGGUCUGGUCAGAGGUCGCCAGGUCUGCUCAGAGGUCGCCAUGUCUGCUCAGAGGUCGCCAGGUCUGCUCAGAGGUUGCCAGGUCUGCUCAGAGGUCGCCAUGUCUGCUCAGAGGUUGCCUGGUCUGCUCAGAGGUCGAGUCGCCAGGUCUGCUCAGAGGUCGCCAGGUCUGGUCAGAGGUUGCUCAGAGGUCGCCAGGUCUGCUCAGAGGUCGAGUCGCCAGGUCUGCUCAGAGGUCGCCAGGUCUGGUCAGAGGUUGCUCAGAGGUCGCCAGGUCUGCUCAGAAGUCGCCAUGUCUGCUCAGAGGUUGCCAGGUCUGCUCAGAGGUCGCCAGGUCUGCUCAGAGGUCGCCAGGUCUGCUCAGAGGUCGCCAGGUCUGCUCAGAGGUCGCCAUGUCUGCUCAGAGGUUGCCAUGUCUGCUCAGAGGUCGCCAUGUCUGCUCAGAGGUCGCCAUGUCUGCUCAGAGGUCGCCAGGUCUGGUCAGAGGUUGCCAGGUCUGCUCAGAGGUUGCCAGGUCUGCUCAGAGGUCGCCAGGUCUGCUCAGAGGUCGCCAUGUCUGUUCAGAGGUCGCCAGGUCUGCUCAGAGGUCGCCAUGUCUGCUCAGAGGUCGCCAGGUCUGCUCAGAGGUCGCCAGGUCUGCUCAGAGGUCGCCAGGUCUGCUCAGAGGUCGCCAGGUCUGCUCAGAGGUCGCCAGGUCUGCUCAGAGGUCGCCAGGUCUGCUCAGAGGUCGCCAGGUCUGCUCAGAGGUCACCAGGUCUGCUCAGAGGUCGCCUGGUCUGCUCAGAGGUUGCCAGGUCUGCUCAGAGGUCGCCAGGUCUGGUCAGAGGUUGCUCAGAGGUCGCCAGGUCUGCUCAGAGGUCGCCAUGUCUGCUCAGAGGUCGCCAUGUCUGCUCAGAGGUCGCCAGGUCUGGUCAGAGGUCGCCAGGUCUGCUCAGAGGUCGCCAUGUCUGCUCAGAGGUCGCCAUGUCUGCUCAGAGGUCGCCAGGUCUGGUCAGAGGUCACCAUGUCUGCUCAGAGGUCGCCAGGUUUGCUCAGAGGUCGCCAGGUCUGCUCAGAGGUCGCCAGGUCUGCUCAGAGGUCGCCAGGUCUGCUCAGAGGUCGCCAGGUCUGGUCAGAGAUUGCCAGGUCUGCUCAGAGGUCGCCAGGUCUGCUCAGAGGUCGCCAUGUCUGCUCAGAGGUCGCCAAGUCUGCUCAGAGGUCGCCAUGUCUGCUCAGAGGUUGCCAGGUCUGGUCAGAGGUCGCCAGGUCUGCUCAGAGGUCGCCAGGUCUGCUCAGAGGUUGCCAUGUCUGCUCAGAGGUUGCCAGGUCUGGUCAGAGGUCACCAUGUCUGGUCAGAGGUCACCAGGUCUGGUCAGAGGUCACCAUGUCUGCUCAGAGGUUGCCAGGUCUGCUCAGAGGUCGCCAGGUCUGCUCAGAGGUCGCCAGGUCUGCUCAGAGGUCGCCAGGUCUGGUCAGAGGUUGCUCAGAGGUUGCCAGGUCUGCUCAGAGGUCGCCAUGUCUGCUCAGAGGUCGCCAUGUCUGCUCAGAGGUCGCCAUGUCUGCUCAGAGGUCGCCAUGUCUGCUCAGAGGUCGCCAUGUCUGCUCAGAGGUCGCCAUGUCUGCUCAGAGGUCGCCAGGUCUGCUCAGAGGUCGCCAUGUCUGCUCAGAGGUUGCCAGGUCUGCUCAGAGGUCGCCAGGUCUGCUCAAAGGUCGCCAUGUCUGCUCAGAGGUCGCCAUGUCUUCUCAGAGGUCGCCAGGUCUGGUCAGAGGUCGCCAGGUCUGCUCAGAGGUCGCCAGAGGACCUCACCAUGAACUUCACCAUGAACUUCACAGUGGACCUCACGUGGACCUCACAGAGGACCUCACCUUGGACCUCACCAUGAACCUCACCGUGAACCUCACCAUGAACCUCACCAUGAACCUCACCAUGAACCUCACCGUGAACCUCACCAUGAACCUCACCAUGAACCUCACCGUGAACCUCACCAUGAACCUCACCAUGAACCUCACCAUGAACCUCACCAUGAACCUCACCGUGAACCUCACCGUGAACCUCACCAUGAACCUCACCGUGAACCUCACCAUGAACCUCACCAUGAACCUCACCGUGAACCUCACCAUGAACCUCACCAUGAACCUCACCAUGAACCUCACCAUGAACCUCACCGUGAACCUCACCGUGAACCUCACCGUGAACCUCACCAUGAACCUCACCAUGAACCUCACCAUGAACCUCACCGUGGACCUCACCGUGGACCUCACGUGGACCUCACAGAGGACCUCACCUUGGACCUCACCCUGA
Molecule: messenger RNA, 2301 nt
Organism: Knipowitschia caucasica
Lineage: Eukaryota; Metazoa; Chordata; Actinopteri; Gobiiformes; Gobiidae
Source: the annotation of a GenBank genome assembly